UCCGGCUUAAGCGGGUCCGAAUUUACCCCCAACCCAGCAUAACCACACCAUGGCAGAUUAUCGAGAUAUCUGGUCCCCGGCAAAAGUCUUCUCGCCGUCGGCAGCGAAGCACCAGAAUCAUCUCGCGAAAGAAUGGGCGUACGUUGAUCAAUGGCUCGCGGCACGCUACCAUCCAAAACCGGUACCGAAGUUUGAGCGGAACCCUGACACCCUGAAGGCACUCACUACUCUGGCCUCUGCGAGCGAGGCUGCUAACGAAGAGCGGGCCUUGGAAACAAAAGUUAAGGAAAAGGCACUCGCCGAGUUGAAGGCUAGGGAUAAGGCCGCCUCUGAGAAUGAGGAGUCUGUGCUGAUUGCGUUGGAGGAGAACUUGACGCCUGAGGGGACUCGAGCGUUGAAUUCAAUUGCUCUAUUGUCGGUUGCGUUGGGAUCGACUUCUACAGAUACUCAAAAGUUAGCGAAAAACUUGAUCGACUUGACAAAAGAAGAAUUCGAACUAAAGUAUCAAUCAAUUCGGAUUGAAACCCUGCAUAAACGACUGCAGAAAGACCUCGCGCACCUGCGUGAGAAGCUAAACUGUAUGGAACACAGUGAGGAAUUCAAGGUUCCGCCGGAAUUAGCUGGACAGGUUGCAGAGUGGACAAGGACGGGUAGGCAUUUGAGGCAUAAGGCAGAAGACUAUAAGGAGAGGGUUGAGAUGCUGCAGAACGAGUUCAAUUCUUCACGUUUGGCAACCGGCCUGACUGUCGAGGCCGUCGCAGGGCAAGAGAAAGCAGUGGAGGCGUUGAAGGAGCAUGUGCUCAAUUUGGAGUCGCAGGCCAAGUGCUUUCAGGGACUGCCUCCGGAGAAGGAUCUUGCUAGGUUGGAGGUUGAGAGAGUUGCCAAGGAGCUCGAGGAGUUGGAGGCGAAGAGAGAGAAGCUCUAUGAUACCAUGGUUGGGAAUUGAUGAUUGUGGUUUUGGCGUGUGAAAUAAUUGAGGGUCUAAUUAGAUGG
This is a messenger RNA of Tuber melanosporum (Perigord truffle), 993 nucleotides long. RefSeq lists its product as uncharacterized. The record is from RefSeq and is a predicted model, not a curated record. Gene Ontology annotation, cellular component: HAUS complex; cytosol. Lineage: Eukaryota; Fungi; Ascomycota; Pezizomycetes; Pezizales; Tuberaceae. The transcript has 3 exons. Gene Ontology annotation, biological process: spindle assembly. The coding region runs from base 50 to 946 and encodes 298 amino acids.